GUCGACCGCGCACCCAGUGAGGCAGGCGGCGGGUCAUCAACAAAACAGGAAUAAAUGGUCUGUAGCAAGACGUCUCAACACUCACGCACACGCGGACCGGCGAACAGCACGUGGGCGACUAAUAUUAGAGCGCUAUGAGACGCCGUGCGCGCUUCCAGUAGGUCACAACGAGCGACACAGUGCGCGCUGAAAGUAACAAGAAAAAAUACAGAUUAUAAAUGUUAAUUCCAAGAGCGAGUUUGCACAGCAGCGAUGAGCAUCAGCAGGAAGUGGAGGGAAUAUGUGGCAGCACUCAGUGCUACCUUGAUCACGGCGGCGGCAGGCACCACCGUUGGGUGGACUUCCCCCACGCUGCCGAUCCUCCUGGCCGAAAACUCCCCCAUACACACCACUGCCGAUCAGAGCUCCUGGAUUGUCUCGAUCAUGAUACUGUGCUCAGCCGCAAGUCCCAUACCAGCCGCAUAUUUAGCAGACAGAAUUGGCACAAAGAAGACGUUGCUGCUGGCGGCGAUACCAUACAUCAUUGGGUGGAUCCUGGUCAUGCUGGCCGGCAAUGUGCCCACCAUCUACGUCUCUCGGCUCAUCUCCGGCAUCGGCUACGGCAUUGCGUACACCACGGCGCCGAUGUACCUUGGAGAAAUCGCGUCAGAUGAAGUUCGUGGUUCUAUGGCGACCCUAAUCACAGUAAUGUCUAAGUUUGGAAUACUUUCUCAAUAUUGCAUCGGACCCUAUGUAUCAAUGAUGGGAUUAGCCAGCUUCAAUAUCGCUAUACCGAUUCUAUUUGUGGUCACCUUUAGUGCCAUGCCAGAAUCACCAUACUACUUCAUCAAGUCUGGUAGAAAUGCUGAAGCCGAAAUGUCACUGAAAAAACUUCGAGGCAAAGAUUAUAUUAUAGAAGAACUAGAUAGCAUGACAACUUUAGUCAACGAAAAUAUGAAAGAAAAGAGCAGAUGGAAAGAUCUUAUUAGAGUUGGAGGAAACAAAAAAGGACUUCUAAUUUUGUUGGGUAUAUAUUUUACCCAACAAUUUUGUGGUAGUACUGCUAUUAUUUCGUAUGCUCAGCAGAUAUUUGGUGCAGCUGAAGGAGGAUUUGGAGCAAAAGAAUCGUGCAUACUGUUAGGUGCAGUACAGUUGUUAACAUCUGCGAUCUCUUGUCAACUCGUCGAUAGGCUAGGAAGAAAACCAUUGCUGUUAGUGUCUUCCUGUGGUGUAGGCUUAGCGAACAUUAUAAUAGGGGCAUACUUUUUCAUGAAACAUGAGAACAGUGAAUACCUCGUUGCUUUAAGGUUCAUUCCUAUAAUUGUGAUACCCAUAUUUAUAUUUUCUUAUACGAUAGGUUUAGCUACGGUUCCUUUUGCUAUAACUUCGGAGAUUUUUCCUACUCAUAUAAAAUCAAAAGCUACUUGUGUUAUACAGAUUUUUGUAGCUCUAAUGACAUUUGCAGUCACAAAAUUAUUUCAAGUCGUGGCGGAUAACUUGGGUGAAUAUGUAGCAUUCUGGGGUUUCGGACUUUUAUCCGUAGCCGGGGUAAUAUUCAUUUUAAUAUUACUGCCGGAAACAAAGGGGCAAUCAUUUGCUGCUAUACAAGAGAAAUUAUAUUCGCCUAGUGAAAAGGUCGUUUUUGAAAAGAGCGAGGAUCAUUUAGGUGCUGUUAGAAUUAACAUUUGAACAUUUACUUAAUAUUAAUAUAACAGAUAACAGAUCUCUUAUAAAAGGCACAUCACUACAUAACAUAAAAGUGAGUACUUAACUAUUUGGUUGUUCGUCUGGUAUUAUUGUCAACAAGUACUAGUAGCACAAGUAAAAAAGGAUAUCAGAUUCGUCCGGAUUUCGUAUCAGAAUGUCCAAUCCAUUUUAGUGUUUUAAAGUACUGCGGAAUUAGGUUGUUAAUAUAUUUAAACAAUCCAUGUCAAAAAUAUUUGGACGGCAAUCAUAAGGGACCAAUAAAUAGUACUUAGUUACCAAUAUAUUGUAACACCAUUUUUAAUUAAGUAUAAGCAUACAUAUAACUUAAAUUUGCGAAGCAAAUUAAAAUUACAACUUAAGUGCCUCUAUUACCAGUUAUUUUAUAGGUAGAUAUUUAUAUAUUUUCUUAAGUACAAACGAAUUAGAUUCUAAGAAAAAAUAAUGUUUUCCUACUUACUUAUCGUAUAGAUACAGAAUGUUGUAAUUUUUUUUUUUAAUUAAAAAUAAUUUCUCUUGAAACUGAAAACGAUGUCACUUCAUAAACACAGGCAGAAUUAGACUUGUGAACUAAUUUUUCUCACUAACAUAGUAAGUAGUUAAAGAAAUAUAAUUUCAUAAUACUUUAAAUAUCUUAAUUUUAAUAUUUACAAAAAGGUGAAUUAGUUAAUAAAAAAAUAACCUUGUGUUCUCUAAAACAUCUCGAAUACACCUACUAUUCUAACAACGAAUAUUUGCACGGAAAAUUGAGUAAAACAAAAUAAAUGUUACAUUUAAUUCUAGUUAUCAUAAUUUAUUUAUUGAAAAUAUUAAAAUGGAAAAUAUGAACACCAGCUAAAAGUCUUCUUUAAAUAGUAAAUCGUACAUUAUGCGUCUGAAUGACGGCGAUUUUUAAAAAACAGAACAUUUCUUAUACGAGUAUGCUAAUUCACUUUCUAGUUUACUGCAAGAUAAUUCAUAAUACCUUAUGAGACUCUAUUCCUGACUCGCCUUUUCUGUGGGACAGCUGGAAAUCGCGCUGCGCUCAUUUAAAAUAAAAAAUGAGCGUAUAAUUAAACUCGGUUGAUAAACCAUCAAUGUGUCGUCAUUGCGUCAAUUAAAACACAGGAUUCAGUUUGUAUUUAUUAGAAAUAAUAAUACUUAAAAUCACAAUUUUGCCACCUAUUCAUGGUUUUUAAAUUUUAUUUAUUUAAAAUUAUAGUAAAGAACAUUUAUUUUUAAUUUUAAACGAAGUGCAGU
Messenger RNA from Plodia interpunctella (Indianmeal moth), 2922 nucleotides. Its product is annotated as facilitated trehalose transporter Tret1-like. Gene Ontology annotation, molecular function: transmembrane transporter activity. Gene Ontology annotation, biological process: transmembrane transport. The transcript is spliced from 4 exons. The record is from RefSeq and is a predicted model, not a curated record. Bases 253 to 1668 code for a protein of 471 amino acids. Gene Ontology annotation, cellular component: membrane. NCBI's taxonomy places the organism in Eukaryota, Metazoa, Arthropoda, Insecta, Lepidoptera, Pyralidae.